Entrophospora sp. SA101 is the source of this 1434-nucleotide messenger RNA. The record is from the annotation of a GenBank genome assembly. Lineage: Eukaryota; Fungi; Glomeromycota; Glomeromycetes; Entrophosporales; Entrophosporaceae.
AUGGGUAAAGUAGCAGCAAUAUCAGAAUCAGAAAAAAUUGUGAACGAUGAUGAAAGUAAUGCAAAUAUAGAAAACCAGAAAAUUCCAAACAAGCCUGUUUUAGAAGCUACAUCAUCAAAUUCUCCAACCACACCACCUGCAAUACCACCACGUACAUAUCCACAGCAACCUUCUUCAACUAAUAGUGAUGUUAUUGUUGCUAGGAGAAGACCUUUAUGGCAGCAACUAAUUAUCGUGUCAAUGAUCACUGAAUUAGGCAAAGAUACUAGCGAAAUUUUAUCGUUAAAAUUUUCCACGUCAUCAACAACAUCUUCUUUAGAACCUUCUUUGCUUACGACACUUUCAACGGAUUUAACAAGCAUGGCAGAAAAAUUGAAAGCUCAUCAAGAAUUUGAAAAUCCAAAAGAAGAGAUAAACGAAAUUCAAGACUCGUUAGGUUCCCUAGUUACAUAUCUUUCAAGCACGAUAAAUACUCCAUCAGGAUUAAUGAUAGAUAAGGAUCUUGAUGCAUCCCAAAUUAAAAAAGAAAUCAGAAGCAUUAAAGGUCUUUUCACCAACAGAAUGAAUUUUCCUAAAGUUCCAACAGAAAAUUCAAAUCCAUCACAAAACGGAAAUAGCACAGUAAACGAAUUAGGCAAAGAUACUAGCGAAAUUUUAUCGUUAAAAUUUUCCACGUCAUCAACAACAUCUUCUUUAGAACCUUCUUUGCUUACGACACUUUCAACGGAUUUAACAAGCAUGGCAGAAAAAUUGAAAGCUCAUCAAGAAUUUGAAAAUCCAAAAGAAGAGAUAAACGAAAUUCAAGACUCGUUAGGUUCCCUAGUUACAUAUCUUUCAAGCACGAUAAAUACUCCAUCAGGAUUAAUGAUAGAUAAGGAUCUUGAUGCAUCCCAAAUUAAAAAAGAAAUCAGAAGCAUUAAAGAAAUAUCGUCUAAAGACACUGAACAAUUCCAAGAUGAUCAAUCUCAAAAAAAUACAACAAUGGAUGGAUUGGAUUUGCCAAAAAAAACCAUUACAGAAUUUGGAUAUAAAUGUGGAAUUGGGGUAUUUCAUUCUGGAGUAGAAAUAUUAGGGAGAGAAUAUAAUUUUGGUGGAAGUGAUGAUGAGUGUACUGGAAUAUUUGAAUUACCUCCAAGAGUUGGCCCACCAAAUGUCACCUAUAGUGACUAUGAUAAAGAAGAAAUCAUAAAUAUUAUUGAUGAGUUAUCCGAAGAAUGGAAAGGAAACACUUAUCAAUUGUUAACAAGGAAUUGCAAUCAUUUCACAAAUGAAUUGUGUCUGAAAUUAGUUGGCAAAGCUGCACCAAAUUGGAUAAAUAGAGCAGCAAGAUUUGGCUCUUAUUUUCCAUGUACUGGUGGAUGGAGUGUUGAACCACCACAUUUGCAGGUAAACGCCUUGUCAGAUAUUUCUUUACAUGAUCCACAAUCACCUUGA